AAUUUUCAUUACCAGUCACCAUCCCCUUAUCAACAACACAAUCCUUAUCUCAAACCUUCAUUGCAAAACCCAAAACCCACAUACAAGUGAUAAAGUAGAAGAAGAAAAAAAAUGGAAAAAAUUCAUAUUUUCAUACCCAAUAAAUCAAUAACUCCAUUAUCAUUCCCCAAUAAACCCACCAAAUUUGAUUGCAUUUCUUCAAAAAGGGUCAAUGCAAAUUCCAACAAUGUCUCAACAACCAAACCUUCAAUUCGAAAAUUAAUUGAUUCCCAAUUGAACCAAUUAUGCAUUAAUGGCUCCCUUAGUGAAGCUGUGACAAUUCUUGAUUCCCUUGCUGAGCAAGGGUGUAGGGUGAAACCCAUUACUUAUAUGAAUUUGUUACAGUCAUGCAUUGAUAAAGAUUGUAUUUUUAUUGGUAAGGAAUUGCAUUCUAGAAUUGGGUUGGUUGAAAAUGUGAACCCUUUUGUGGAGACUAAGUUGGUUAGUAUGUAUGCGAAAUGUGGGUUGUUGGGUAUGGCGCGGAAGGUGUUUAAUGAAAUGUCUGUGAGGAAUUUGUUUACUUGGUCUGCUAUGAUUGGUGGUUGUUCGAGGAAUAAGAGUUGGGGGGAGGUUGUGGGUUUGUUUUAUGCAAUGAUGAGGGAUGGUGUUUUGCCGGAUGAGUUUUUGCUUCCGAAGGUUUUGCAGGCGUGUGGGAAGUGUAGGGAUUUGGAGACUGGGAGGUUGAUACAUUCGAUGGUGAUUAGACGUGGAAUGCGGUGGUCGAAGCAUUUGCGUAAUUCGAUUAUGGCUGUGUAUGCUAAGUGUGGGGAGAUGGAUUGUGCGAAGAAGAUUUUUGAUUGUAUGGAUGAGAGGGAUAGUGUUGCGUGGAAUGCGAUGAUAUCUGGGUUUUGUCAGAAUGGUGAGAUUGGACAAGCUCAGAAGUAUUUUGAUGCUAUGCAGAAAGAUGGAGUUGAACCUAGUUUGGUAACUUGGAAUAUUUUGAUUUCUUGUUAUAAUCAGUUAGGGCAUUGUGAUCUUGCAAUUGAUUUAAUGAGAAAGAUGGAGUGGUUUGGUAUUGCUCCAGAUGUAUAUACUUGGACUUCGAUGAUUUCUGGAUUUACUCAAAAGGGUAGGAUAAGUCAUGCUUUAGAUUUGUUGAAAGAGAUGUUUUUAGCUGGUGUUGAGGCCAAUAACAUUACAAUUGCAAGUGCUGCCUCAGCAUGUGCAGCCUUAAAAUCAUUGAGUAUGGGAUUAGAAAUACAUUCUAUUGCUGUUAAGAUGAAUUUGGUCGACAAUGUAUUAGUUGGUAAUUCACUGAUUGACAUGUAUUGCAAGUGUGGUGAUCUUAAAGCUGCUCAACACAUUUUUGAUAUGAUGUCAGAGAGAGAUGUAUAUUCUUGGAACUCAAUUAUUGGAGGGUAUUUCCAAGCUGGUUUCUGUGGCAAAGCUCAUGAAUUAUUUAUGAAAAUGCAGGAGUCUGAUUCACCACCCAAUAUUAUUACAUGGAAUAUAAUGAUCACAGGAUAUAUGCAGAGUGGUGCCGAGGAUCAGGCGUUGGAUCUUUUUAAAAGCAUUGAGAAAGAUGGGAAAACUAAGCGAAAUGCAGCUUCUUGGAAUUCUCUGAUAUCUGGUUUCGUACAAAGUGGACAAAAGGACAAGGCUUUACAGAUAUUCCGGAACAUGCAGUUUUGCCACAUACUUCCCAACUCGGUCACAAUACUAAGUAUCCUUCCGGUCUGUGCAAAUUUAGUGGCUAGCAAGAAAGUGAAAGAAAUCCAUUGUUUUGCAGUCCGUAGAAUUUUAGUGUCUGAACUUUCCGUAUCAAAUUUAUUAAUCGAUAGUUAUGCCAAGUCAGGAAAUUUAAUGUACUCGAAAAAUAUUUUUAAUGAAUUGUCAUGGAAAGAUGCUGUCAGUUGGAACUCUAUGCUUUCAAGUUAUGUUUUACAUGGCUGUUCAGAGUCUGCACUUGAUCUUUUUUAUCAAAUGAGGAAGCAAGGGCUUCAACCAAAUAGAGGUACUUUCGCAAGUAUUCUCUUAGCUUAUGGUCAUGCUGGAAUGAAACCUGCAUCUGUUGGGCCAUGGGGCGGCAAUGGAGGGUCCCGUUGGGAUGAUGGAAUAUACUCUGGAGUAAGGCAGUUGGUGGUAGUUCACGGAACUGGAAUUGACUCCAUCCAGAUUGAAUAUGAUAAGAAAGGAAGCUCUAUUUGGUCAGAGAAACAUGGUGGAACUGGAGGAAAUAAAACUGACAAGGUUAAACUUGAUUAUCCAGAUGAGUUCUUAACUUCAGUUCACGGAUACUAUGGUAGCUUGAACCAAUGGGGCCACAACUUGGUUCGGUCACUGAGUUUUGAGAGUAACAAGAAAACUUAUGGACCAUUUGGUGUCGAGCAAGGCACAUAUUUUUCAGUACCAAUGACUGGGGCCAAGAUUGUUGGGUUCCAUGGCAGGUGUGGUUGGUACCUAGAUGCCAUUGGAGUAUAUAUGAAGUCCUUGAAGCAACCAAAUCCAGCGAAAGCCUUGCAUCAUUCUGAUCACGUUAAUAACACUAGUGAGAAUUUUGGCUAUUCAGUGAUACAAGGAACUGUGAACCAGAAUUAUGAUAUUGUUCUUGCCGUAAGACAGAAAGAUCAUAAAGAUGAUUUCGGUAAGCCUAUACCAAACAAGAUGCCAGGGAAGAUUUCUACUAUCAAAGAAUCUAAAAACAUUGAACACAAAGAAAAGAUAACUCAUUCAGAAAUUCCACCCGCAAAGGUUGGUGGUGUAGUUACAUGCGGUCCUUGGGGUGGCGUUGGCGGAUAUGCAUUUGACGAUGGGACCUAUAAAGGAAUCAGGCAAAUCAAUUUAUCGCGCAAUGUUGGAAUUGUAUGGAUUAGAGUUAUGUAUGAUCAUGAUGGGGAUGCCAUAUGGGGAUGCAAACAAGGUGGGACAGGAGGAUAUAAAAGUGAUAAGAUAGUCUUUGAUUUCCCAUAUGAAGUCUUGACAUAUAUAUCGGGAUACCAUGGACCUUUGAUGUACAUGGGACCUGCUGUUAUAAGAUCACUAACUUUCCACACCACAAAAAGGAAGUAUGGACCAUUUGGGGAAGAACAAGGAACUUAUUUCACCACAAAGGUGAAAGAAGGUAAAAUCGUCGGCAUUCAUGGGAGAAAAGGUUUGUUUCUCGAUGCUUUUGGUGUACAUGUGCUUGAAGGAAAAGUGGUUGUGCCGGUGGCAAUGCCUCCGAAGGAAAUCAUCCCUAGAGAAACAAAUAUUGGUGAAAUAGGCGGUACUCAAUGGCCUAACAAACUGGUGCUUGCUAAGCCAACAGCAGCUGAAGAGGUUUCUUGUGGUGUGGUCAAAGAACCAGCUCCAUGUGGCCCAGGCCCUUGGGGUGGGGAUGGAGGUAGACCUUGGGAUGAUGGAGUCUUUUCUGCGAUUAAGCAGAUUUAUUUGACAAAAGUAUCAGAUGGCAUCUGCUCUAUCCAAAUUGAGUAUGAUCGAAACAGGCAAUCUGUGUGGUCUAUAAAACACGGCGGUAAUGGAGGAGACACCAUGCAUAGGAUACAACUGGAGUUUCCACAUGAGGUAUUGACUUGUAUAUCUGGCUAUUAUGGGUCAAUCACAAAGGAUGAGAAGCAUACAGUCAUAAAAUCACUGACAUUCCACACCAGCCGCGGUCAGUAUGGUCCAUAUGGUGAGGAAGUAGGGAAAUUCUUCACCUCAACCACUACAGAGGGAAAGGUGGUGGGUUUCCAUGGGAGGAGUAGCUUGUACUUGGAUGCUAUUGGGAUCCACAUGCAACACUGGCUUGGAAGUCAGAAAACUUCAAGGUCCUCCCUUUUCAAGCUAUUUUGAGUUUCUGAUCCGCAGUGCUUGAACAAAACAUCAGUUUGGCAUUUGGAGAAGUGUUGCAAGGAGUUUCAAAUUUUAGUGUAAUCUGAAUAAGCAGAAUGUAAUCAGGUGAGAGCAUGAUUACCUGUAUACUCUGAAUAAUUGUUUGGUGGGGUUUUCUGAUCAACAUAAUAAUUUUCUUUACGAGAAUGAAUAAUGUAAUUUGUUUGUUGAUUUCUUACACUUCAAGGUAUGAUUUAAGAUUUCAAUUUUUGCA
Molecule: messenger RNA, 4066 nt
Organism: Medicago truncatula (barrel medic)
Lineage: Eukaryota; Viridiplantae; Streptophyta; Magnoliopsida; Fabales; Fabaceae
Product: pentatricopeptide repeat-containing protein At1g19720
Exons: 7
Coding region: 112-3813 (1233 amino acids)
Biological process (GO): RNA modification
Molecular function (GO): carbohydrate binding; RNA binding; protein binding
Source: RefSeq, a predicted model, not a curated record